GAGAAUAUUCAGUUCGAACGACCUUUCCCUCUCUUCUUUCUCUCUCUCGUUUGCUUAGUUCCUAUGGUAUCUUCGCAACCUUUCCUUCUCUUCUUUCUCUCCCUAGUUUGCUUAGUUCCUAAGCUUUUGCAUUGUUGACAUUUCGGCGUUGCUAAAAAUCGAGGUGGCGAUUAAUUUGAAGCAGUUGAGCGGCCAUGGUGACUAUGGCCGAACUGGAAGAGCAAGGUCCAGCCAUGAGAGCUCUCGGCUCUAUCUUCAAGCUCACCGAAGUCUUUCUCCUGUUCGUCUCUCCAUCUCUCUCUCCCCUAUCAAAUAUUAGGGCACUGACUUUGCUCUCUGUGUGUGCUUGGACAGGCGACGACGGCUCAAAGGAGACGAAAGGACAGGUCCUUUUCCAUGGGCCGGCCUCUAUAGUUAAGUUAUUUGUAUUUGGUGGUAUUAACGAUUUUAGUGGGGAAUUUCGGGGUUUAAGAAUAAGAGGAACAGAAAGACGGAAGGUAGAAGAAGAGGGAAUGCGCCUGAAGCAAACAGACAGUUCUCUGGACGUUGUACGUGGAGCAAUGGAGCCUUCCAAACGGGUGCCUGUUGAAUUUCAGUGCCCUUCUGUUGAAGGUGAUAAUCCAGAAAAUUCAACUGAGAUUACUGGUGAUGCUGUCGAAGAACAAGAUCGUGAUGGAAUAUUGGCCGUCGUUUGUAAUGAUGCUCAGGGUUGUGACCCUUUACACAGGGGCCAUGUGCUCAAUGACAUAAUGAGAAUUGCGGUGAGCUCAACUGAUUUAGAUGCUGGACGUUGCCCUGAAAGCUGCUCAGCAGAUGCUGCUGUUGGACCGCUUAGAGUGUUCAUUCAGUGGCUUCCCACGAAGCAGAACUUACCAAAACAUGCGAGGAACUAUAUCCCUGAACCGCGAUGUGUUUCUGAGUCAAUUUCAUAUUCCAUGUGUUCAGAAGUGCUUGACCCUGAUGGAACUGACUGCCAAGACAACGGUGAUUCCGGAGACUGGAUGGUAUAUUGGGAUUCUUACUACAUGAGAAAUUACUUCUAUAAUAUCAAAACACAUACUUCCACAUGGUAUCCACCCCCAGGCAUGGAAUAUUUAGCAUCUAUUGACGCCAUAUGUAAACCAAAUGAUGUGAUUUCUGAAGUAAUGGAGAUUGAUGUUAGCACUGAUUCAAAGGCAACAAAUUUUUGUGGUGCGAGUAAAACUGAUUCAUUUCAAGAAUCAAUUACUCAUGGUGUUUCACAGUGUCAGCCAAAUCAUGAGAUCUCCGGGGGGAUUGAACUUUCUGUUGACACUUCUAUGUCUGAUACCACUUUGUCAACUGUCACUGUAAGCAGAUGUCCGGUACAGUCAGAUGAAAUCAAUGAGAACAAUAACACCUGCAACGAUGGGAACCCAUCAUGCUUCUUCUCAGAUGUCCAGGAUCAUAUCGCUAGUAUCAGAAACAAAAUCAAGCAGUUUUCAUUGCAUGUUGCCCACAGUAUCAGAAACAAAAUCAAGCAGUUGAUUUCUGAUGAUUUCUGCAACAGUGGUUUGCAACCAAUUCUUGCUGAACAGAUUGAUGAACAAAAGUACUAUUGACUCAAUAAUGAGCCUAAUGAACCUAAUUUUUGUGAGGAAACUCUCAAAGAUUGCGAAGAUUUUGACGCAUUUCAAAUAUUAAAUACAAGCAGCUUGUCCCAUACAUACAUUGAUGAAGUGUCUGAGGAUAGUAAUAUGUAUUCAGGAAAUGAAGUUUUGGCAACAAACCAGUUGGAAAUACAGCUUGACCCUGCUGUACAAAAACGGAAGAAGAAAGUGAGAAGAAAGAAAAUUCAGGGAAAGUUAUCUAAUGAGAACAAAGAGCUUCUAUUUGAAGAGUUGUUCAAAGAGUUUUCUGCUGAUAUGGGAAAAUAUUGGUGUCAACGGUACUUAUUAUUCUCCAAAUACGAUGAUGGUAUAAAAAUGGAUGAGGAAGGAUGGUUCUCUGUCACUCCAGAGCUUCUAGCUAGGCAUCAUGCAGAACGAUGUGGUAGUGAUGUCAUCAUUGACUGUUUUACUGGAGUUGGUGGGAAUUCCAUCCAAUUAGCACAGAUAAGCAAACAUGUAAUUGCAAUUGAUAUUGAUCCAACGAAGAUUGAUUAUGCACAGCGUAAUGCUGCCAUCUAUGGGGUUGAUGACAGGAUAGAUUUCAUAACGGGGGACUUUUUUCGCUUGGCACCAAAGCUGAAGGCAGACACGGUCUUUUUGUCACCCCCGUGGGGAGGACCUGGUUAUGCAAAAGUAGAGACAUACGACAUGAAGACAAUGCUUAAGCCACAUGAUGGAUAUUUUCUCUUUAACAUCGCAAAGGAAGUUGCUUCUAGGAUUGUCAUGUUUCUCCCAAGAAAUGUUGAUAUCAACCAAUUAGCAGAGAUCGCUCUAUCGGGGUCUCGGCCAUGGUCACUAGAGGUUGAGAAAAACUUCUUAAAUGGCAAGUUGAAGGGGAUAACUGCUUACUUCAGUGACAUGGCCAGUAGAUGAAGAUAAUGUAGCUCUAUUCAUCAGGUGGUGAGGUUUUGAGCAGCACCUUAACGUAACGUAAUGACUUGUGAAACACGAUUCAACAGUUGCGGUUUCGAGUAGUAGAAACAGUUUGUCCGGAAACAGGUGCGGUUGCAUACAUCUUACCCUCCCCAAAACCAUGUGUUGGCUCCGAAGACAAAGUCUCAGCUUUGUAAUAUUGUAGAGUCCUGUAAGCUGGUCUUGUGCAAUUAAAAGUCGUGGUAAGCAAUAGGCAUGUAUCAAUGAAUUGGGUUCUGAUUGAAAUAUUUACUUUUACAGCAAGAAAACUUUGUUUUUACGACCCGGUUACAAAACCGGGAUUACCGGCGCUAUAUAGUGGCCGUCCUGUAAACUCUAGGUCGGUCGUGUUGACCAAUGUAAUGGAAGUAUAGCAAUUCUUGACAAAUCAAGGUUGAUAAUUUUUUUU
This is a messenger RNA of Malus domestica (apple), 2949 nucleotides long. Lineage: Eukaryota; Viridiplantae; Streptophyta; Magnoliopsida; Rosales; Rosaceae. The record is from RefSeq and is a predicted model, not a curated record.